Messenger RNA from Porites lobata, 1915 nucleotides. The record is from the annotation of a GenBank genome assembly. Lineage: Eukaryota; Metazoa; Cnidaria; Anthozoa; Scleractinia; Poritidae.
AUGGCCUGUACAAUUUACUGUCCCAAAGGAAUCAGGGUAAGACGAGGCCGGCCUGGACCCCCAGGCAAGCAUGGUUCGCCCGGCCCUCAAGGACCUCAGGGGCCUACAGGUACUCAAGGAGAUCAAUGGCCUCCUGGACCUAAAGGCGAUCAAGGCCCUCAAGGAUCCAAGGGCGAUCCCGGUGAAUCCAUCUUAGCCCCUUCUAUUGUGUCACAUCUGGUAUCUAUGGUGGUAAAUGAAAACUGGUAUAGCCUCAUUUCAGUACGAUGUUAAGGGAAAUCCAGCACCUCAAGUCACGUAGCUGAAGCAGAAUUCAAGUCUUCCCGACGACAAAUGAAUUGUUCAAUGACGUGAUGCGUUAAUGAUUACAGAUGUUACGUCACAGGAUCGUGGAGUGUAUACGUGUAAAGCGAGAAAUAUUGUUGGAAUGAUGACUACAUCGGCUACGUUAACUGUCCAAGCUGAGGAAUAGACAUUUAUUACAUUCUGAGGCCCUGGGAAAUGAUUUUUGGGGCACGAGGCUCAGUCAGUAAGCAAAAACAUUGACCACUCUUGUGAAAAUUGAAAUUAAACCACUAAAGGAGCCCAACCUACUGUAGGCAUGGAUCCUGCUCGAUAUGACCCCUAAAAGGAUCCUAAAAAUUAAGGUUACAUAUAUAUCAUGACCUAUGCUUUUUUAAAAAAUACAGCCAAAUCAGAGAUAUCAAAAGAUGCUCAACGAAAGUAAAAACUAAAAGUCAUCUGCAAGCUAACUUAUCGUCUUCCUUGCUGCAUUGAGGUCUUGAUGACCUUUGAAAACGUGUUUAUCCAAAUGAGCUAACGGGUUAUCUUCAAGGGAUAAUCACCCAACACGUUUCUGAUGUCCUAAACAGUAAAAAAACCAAGCCAGGACAGUCUUGUAUCCACGGUUCCUAAGAGGGGUAUUAUCUAAUUUAUCGUCCUGUUACCUUACUUUAACCCCCAGAGAAAACACUUCCCGCAUCAAAUCUUUGUCCUUAUCUUACAUAAUAAUUUGGUGAUAAUGUGUUCAAACACAUUGGGUUAAAUUUGACGUAUUAUUUAAAAGAAUACUUUAUGAUUUUAGUACACUUAAUAAUUCGACAACAAUGUUUUGGUCUAUUCUUUAAUCGACCAUAGAAAUGAAAGGUGUGACCAUUUUGUGAUCAUUUCUAUAGUCGAUAAGAAUACAGACUAAGGAAAACUGUUGUUCGUUUGUUUUAAUAUACAAUUACUUUUUCUCGACGACAAUCUUUUUGGUCUAUUCUCUUAUUGACCAUGGAAAUGCAAAGUUAUGACCAUUUUGUGGUCAUUUCUGUGGUCGAUGAGAAUAUAGACUAAGGAAAACACUUGUCCGUUUGUUUCAUGCAAAAACUUUCACAGAAAAUCGCGCGAGAGAGAAUUGAAAGAGUGAAAAAUUGCACCACCAUUAGAUCAUUUCCAUGUUUUAUUAUCUCAUUGACAAUAGCUCUCGACCAAUCAUCGCACGAAAAAUGGCUAAGUCAUUGCAAAAAGGUGUAGUUUCAACAUAUAAUGCUUACAAAGUCAUUAUGCGAUUACACCAUCGAUCAGUUUUCAUAAUGAGUUAUUCACCCUUAGUACUUUUACAUGUCUCUGAUGUCAAAGCUGUUUCUGUUUUACAGUCCGCGCCUUAAUCACUCAUAAAUCAUCAUCGAUCACAGUGGAAGGAGGACAAAAUGUGAGCCUGCAGUGUAAAGCUACUGGUUUGCCUGCACCAAGGGUCACCUGGCGGAAAGCGUUCAGCAAGUUGCCGGUAAAGAGAAGCUCAAUAGUCAAUGGAAACCUGAGUAUCCGCAGUAUAACUAAAGCAGAUAGUGGGACUUACGCAUGCUCAGCAAAGAAUGUCCUUGGAGAUGACUCCGUUGUCGCUGUGGUGAUGGUGAUUGACAGGCUGUAA